Molecule: messenger RNA, 829 nt
Organism: Solanum lycopersicum (tomato)
Lineage: Eukaryota; Viridiplantae; Streptophyta; Magnoliopsida; Solanales; Solanaceae
Product: probable calcium-binding protein CML45
Molecular function (GO): calcium ion binding
Source: RefSeq, a predicted model, not a curated record
AGAAGAAAAAAAACCCAAUCUUCUUUGCUCUGUUUCUCUAUCACCCUUGAGGAGGAGAGAAAUUAGAAACUCUUCUCCAUUUUUUCUCAAAUUUAGGCAAAAAUGUCAGCUUCUAACUAUCUCAAUCGCUUUUCAAUCAAAAAAUUACCCGUUAGUACCGUUCCUGUUCCUCUCGUUAUCCAUGGCUUAGUUGGCUUCUUCUUGUUGUACAUAAUUUUCGAUUGGGGAAGAAAAUUUUUGAAUUUCUUAUCCCAAUCGCAAAAAUCGAAAUCAGAAAAAGGAAAUCAUAAUGCAACAACAACAUCCCACCAUAAUAAUGUGCCUUAUUUGUUAGUUGAUGUAAGUUUAUACAGAGAUGAAGUAGAAACCAUAAUGGGUAAAUUGGGAAUUUUUUGUAACCCAGAUGGUGAUAAACUUUAUCACGAGAGGUUCGAUUCGGACAAUUUUCGCGACUUGUUUGGAGACGAUGACGAUAACGAUAAUAGUAAUAUUAUGCAGGAAGUAUUUGAUGUAUUUGAUGAGAACAGAGAUGGUUUCAUUGAUGAAAUGGAAUUGCAGAAAGUUUUGUGUGCACUUGGAUUUAAGGAAGCUGCAGAACUGGAGAAUUGCAGGAAGAUGAUUUUGGCAUUUGAUGGAAAUAAAGAUGGGAAGAUCAAUUUUGAGGAAUUUGUAGAAAUGAUUUAAUGAUUUUUUUGUUUGUAGAAGCAAAUUCAUAAGCUAUUUUGAUGUGAGUUUAUUGUUUUUGCUAGACAAGAAAAUUAUUAUUACUACUGUUAUAUUUUUUACUACUAUAAAAAAUGCAAACUACUCAUCCUAUUCUUUUGUUGGA